Messenger RNA from Pocillopora verrucosa, 2190 nucleotides. Its product is annotated as T-complex protein 1 subunit theta-like. Gene Ontology annotation, cellular component: chaperonin-containing T-complex. Lineage: Eukaryota; Metazoa; Cnidaria; Anthozoa; Scleractinia; Pocilloporidae. Gene Ontology annotation, biological process: protein folding. Gene Ontology annotation, molecular function: ATP hydrolysis activity; ATP-dependent protein folding chaperone; ATP binding. The record is from RefSeq and is a predicted model, not a curated record.
UUACUGAAGUAUUUUUUUGGAAGCGAGAGCCUGGCACUAUUAUUACCCAGGAUCCUUUUCGCGUCACGCAGAGAGGCAAGAAGAAACUUUCAACAUGGCGCUCCCAGUACCAAAAACGAUGUUCCAACACAUGCUCAAGGAAGGAGCAAAGCAUUACUCAGGUCUUGAUGAAGCAGUUUUCAGAAACAUUACAGCCUGCCGCCAGUUCACUCAGAUAACAAGAUCGUCAUUAGGACCUAAUGGUAUGAAUAAAAUGGUUGUGAAUCAUUUGGAAAAACUAUUUGUGACAAAUGAUGCUGCUACAAUAAUAAAAGAAUUGGAGGUUCAACAUCCAGCAGCAAAGAUGUUAGUUCUAGCUUCACAGAUGCAAGAACAGGAGGUUGGAGAUGGAACAAACUUUGUGUUAGUCUUUGCUGGUGCUCUUCUUGAUGCUGCAGAAGAGCUCCUGAGAAUGGGUCUCUCUCCUCCUGAGGUGAUUGGAGGCUAUGAAAAGGCUUGUAAAAAGGCUUUAGAGAUAUUACCAGAACUGAGUUGCUCGGGUUUAUCCGAUAUGAGGGAUAAAGAGGAAGUCAUCAAAGCUCUCAAAACUGCAGUGGGAAGUAAACAGUAUGGAAAUGAAGACUUCUUGGCAAAAAUUAUCACAGAAGCAUGCGUCUCUGUAUUACCAGAGAAAACUCCUUUUAAUGUGGAUAAUGUGAGAGUGGCAAAAAUUUUGGGUUCAGGUCUUCAUAGUUCAGAAGUUGUUCAAGGAAUGGUGUUCAAACGUGAGGUCGAGGGUGAUAUUAACUCACUUCAGAAUGCUAAAAUUGUAGCCUUUUCUUGUCCAUUGGAUGCCAUGACAACAGAAACAAAGGGUACAGUCCUCAUCAGAAAUGCAGAAGAACUAAAGAGCUUCAGCAAAGGAGAGGAAGAACAACUCGAAAAGCAAAUCAAGGCCAUUGUUGAUACUGGUGUUAACUGCAUUGUAACUGGAGGAAAAGUGGCUGAGAUGGCCCUACACUUUUGUAACAAGUUUAAUAUUUUAGUAGUUAGGUUAACUUCAAAGUUUGACUUGAGGAGACUUUGUCGGUCUGUUGGUGCAACAAUACUUCCGAAGUUUACUACCCCGACGUCAGAGGAGAUAGGUUACUGCGACGAAAUCAAGGUGUCAGAGAUUGGUGGUACCUCUGUUACAAUCUUCAAACAAGAGCGCGAGGAGACGGCCGUGUCUACUGUAGUUAUUCGCGGUUCAACUGAGAACAUCAUGGAUGACAUUGAGCGGGCUAUUGACGAUGGUGUGAACACUUUCAAAGCACUGUCACGGGAUGAUCGCUUUGUACCUGGUGCUGGUGCUACUGAAAUAGAACUCGCAAAACAGAUAUCUAGCUUUGGAGAGACCUGUGCAGGCCUAGAACAAUACGCCAUUAAGAGCUUUGCCGACUCCCUGGAGGUCAUUCCCAAGACCCUCGCCGAAAAUGCCGGCGUUAAAGCCACGGAGGUGAUUUCCAAACUGUAUGCAGCCCAUCAGGCUGGGGAUAAGAACGCGGGAUUUGACAACGAGAGUGGAGGCGCGGCAAUUAAAGAUGCUGUGAAAGCGGGAAUCCUCGACUUGUAUCUUGUGAAGUACUGGGCGCUUAAGUUUGCUACAGAUGCAGCCGUAACGGUGCUGAGAGUUGACCAGAUAAUCAUGUCUAAACCAGCCGGAGGACCAAAACCAAAAGAUAACCCUAACUGGGAUGAAGACUAGCUUAAGAAAAACAUUAAUUGUGAAUGAAGAAUUAUCCAAAGUCAGCGAUCUAAUCAAGCGAUGACCGUCUAUGAUUUCUCCGUUUCCUCUAUUGUUUUAGUCAAGUUUUAACCAGUCCUAGGCCGUGAAAAGUCCGUUCAUGACGUCACCGAAGUAGGUCACGCAAAGAAUGAACCGCGCGGAAAUGAACCAUUGUUAAGCAAAAUCGCUCACGCUCGUACCGCAAUUAUUUCUCCACGUUUUCGGUUUUCAGUGCACAUUUUAUUUGAGAGUGGAGGCUUAGCGAUGUACAAGAUAAAUAGAGGAGUUGCUGGACUUAUUUGAGUCCAGGGAGAGGUGUCUUAUCGAACUUUAAGUUAAUUUGUGGACACUGUGUCGAGAAACGGUCUUGGCUUUAGCCUGAAAUGUGGCUUUGUCCUUCAACAGAAAAAGAUAAUACGCGAAUAAACCAGUGUGUUAAAUGA